Messenger RNA from Morone saxatilis (striped sea-bass), 2774 nucleotides. It is a transcript of the gene smim29, whose product is annotated as small integral membrane protein 29. Bases 283 to 591 code for a protein of 102 amino acids. The record is from RefSeq and is a predicted model, not a curated record. The transcript has 5 exons. NCBI's taxonomy places the organism in Eukaryota, Metazoa, Chordata, Actinopteri, Moronidae.
CCAGGAAGUUAGUGGUGACGGAAGAAGCCGCCUGCGAACCCACAACAUUAACGACACACGAAACAGAGGCUCUGCACAUCCGCACAAUUUCUCGCUGAUUAGGGAGGGCAGUGAUACCAUGUGGAAGUCACAUGAACGACAAGGAUGAGGCAUAAACAACAAAGGGGCAGCUUGAGGAGAGAGACCGCUGCACAGUGUCUGCCAUAGGGAGGUGGGGGGUUUGCUGCUUGUAAGGGCCCUGCACAAGCAGCCCCCUGUGUCCCCCUUUCUUGAACAUAUGCAAUGAACAGCACUACUCAGCCUCCUGCCAUCAUAGAUGGGGAUGUGGCAGUCAGCUAUGUGUUGGUACCAUUUCUCCUCAUCACUAUCCUUGGGAUCGCUGCGGCUGUGGUCAUGUAUAUCCGUAAGAAGAGGAGAAUUGACAGACUCCGUCAUCAGCUGUUACCGGUUUACACAUAUGAUCCUUCAGAGGAACUUAAUGAAGCUGAACAAGAAAUGUUGUGGAGAGAAGAAGACACAAGGAUUGUACAAGGCUGGGCCAGGAGUUAUCAACAGCGACGCCCUCUUCUGACCAAAGACGUUGAUGCAUGAUGGUAGUAAACCCCGGCAUAGAACAUUUUCAGUGUGGAGACAGAAACAGAGAUCCAUCAUUUUUUUUCAUCAUCUUUGCUACCAUUUGCCGUUAUCUUUGAGCACAUCAGCAACAGUCAGCGUUUUUGUUUUCCUGUUGUACAGACAGAGUGACUUUUCAUUUGUGUGGUUCUGAUGCCAACCCUGUGUGCCUACCAGACGCGGUACCUUAAACUUAUUUAUUUGAAAUUAUUUAUUCCGACUUUUUACUGUGGUUUUCGGUGACGUGACUCAAAGUUAAGAAAGGUAGAUUAUAUCUAAAGACACAGGUUCCUGUAGGCUUACUCUGUUUACGUUCACAAUGUUGUUGUAUGGGCAACUUGCGGCAAGCAGUUAUGUUCCUGUGGGUUGCAGUAGGCGUUUGUACUGACUAUAAUUUAGGGGCUUCGUCCACAGUGUGGUAAAAGGGUGACUGUUCUGCACUAGUUAAAAAUCAUCUCUGCAAGGAUUUGUGAUCAUGGCCUGGAUUGGUUUUUUGCAGUGCUUUUAGAAACAAAUAUGGCUUCUUUGAGGAAAGUUCUGACAUUUGUUUAAACUUCAAAAAAUAGUUUUAAAUUUAAAGUUUUAUAACGUUAAAGGUAGAAAUAGUUUGCUUGCUACGUUUUUAUUUCAGUUUCCUUUUCAGUCAAAAGGUUGAACUCCCCCUCUUUGGUUUUAUUUUCCUCUCAGAAUUUAACUAGCUGCCCCACAAUGCAGAUCUUUUUGUGGUUAAGCCAAAUCCUAUGACUCAUCAAUGGCAUGAAAAGCCAGAUAUGGAAGUAAAUAACACCAACCUCCUCAUCUCCAAAUGAGUUGUGACUAGUGCCCUAAAUAUGUCCUGUGGCACCAACACAAAGUUACCUCCAGCUGAAGUCUGUUCAGAUGAAUGCCAUAGGUCUGACUGUAUCAAGCACUCAGGAAACCUUGCUUUCUGGAUAAAUUGUAACCUUUACAGACAUUUAUUUGCCUUGCAUUUGUGAAUGUAAAUUAAAUACUACAGAACUGAGCUGUUAAACUAUUCUUGAAGAGGAAGAUAUUUGUUGUAAAUAUAAAUGUCUUGGACAAAUAAUGCCUAGAUUUGAUGUUAUCAGGUAUGACAUCUAGAGGUGUUUGAGAGUGAGCUUUUAGAUCAGUUUUUCUGACAUUUCUGGACCCCAGAACAUGAAUCCACGGUGCUCCCCACUCAUCUUCACACCCCACUGUUCAUUUUCUAUGCAUUAUCUAAAGACUUUGUUCCUCAAUCAUGACAUUGAGUUGCACUGGUGAAAUGCCUGGCUAACUUCUCAUGAAAAGCUCUGAUUUCAGUUUGACAAGUUGGAAAACUACUGAUGUGUAAAAUGUGAAUUUUGCUGCACCGUUAUAAAAUUUCACCUUCAGGGUGUUGUACUAGUUUGUUGCUUUGAGAGAGAAUUGACGGGUUGACUUAAACAUUGGACAUGUAAAUAAAGUAAUAUAACUUUUGUGCUGUAAUUAUCAUUUGUAGUUUAAUUAAGCUAGUAGUGACACCAUAACCUGCAAGUGUACUUGAACCUUUCGGUGGGAAAAAAAAGUGACAGAAAAAUGACAAAGAAAAUUCUCUUUAUUGACCAUUUCUGAUACAAAUUGUUGUAGGGCACCAUAGAAAUAUAGACAUUGUACAUUUAUAUACGGUGUACAUUAAAAAGAAUGAUCCCAUCCUGUUGAGUUUACAGUAUAUAAAUGAACGGAUGCAAGAUGUACGUAAUGACGCUGAUAUGAGUAGUUGGAGGAUGUUGAAAGAGGACAUGAACUGACCAUUGUAUGAGUAUGGCGAGGGUGGCUGUGUGUGGUAGUGCCAAACACACUGUGGCCAACAGAACAGUUAAGUGGAAAGAAGAGCGCCCAGUCUGUCACAAACACACAAACAUUUGUCCAUGAAAAUCUGAACCAAUAUUUCAGUGCACCAGAAGUUUUUUUUUUAAAACGGAUAAAAACACACCUGCUAAUCUACCACAGUCAGUGAACACAGUUGUCAAGCUGACAGGUCUCCCUGACUUGCUUCACACAUUUAAUACAACCUGUCUGCAAGCUCUGGUUAUGCAUGAGCCAAGACUUGCUGUGUAUGCACACACAAUCACAAACUUGAUAUCUUUAGACCUCAUUACAGUCAGGUAAAAAAAAAAAAAAAAAAAAAAUACACAAACUUU